Messenger RNA from Aphanomyces invadans, 2000 nucleotides. RefSeq lists its product as hypothetical. NCBI's taxonomy places the organism in Eukaryota, Oomycota, Saprolegniomycetes, Saprolegniales, Verrucalvaceae. Gene Ontology annotation, cellular component: mitochondrion. The record is from RefSeq and is a predicted model, not a curated record. Bases 39 to 1946 code for a protein of 635 amino acids. Gene Ontology annotation, biological process: fatty acid beta-oxidation. The transcript has 4 exons. Gene Ontology annotation, molecular function: carnitine O-palmitoyltransferase activity.
ACAAAUCAAUUGGCAACAUCGAGGAGCGAGCGAUCAUCAUGAUGGCGGCACGUCUCCGCCGCACUCCGUACGCUAUGCAGUCCUUUGCUCGCAACAAGAGUGGAGGAUACGUCCAGGAGACCGUCAUCCCUACCUUUCACUUCCAAAAGUCGCUCACGAGGCUGCCGAUUCCGUCCCUUGACGACACGCUGAAUCGUUACGUGCUUGCAGUCCAACCCGUCGUGAACAUCCACGAGUUUGAAGCGACGAAGCGCGCUGUGGAUAAAUUUCGCAAGCAGGAUGGACCGGAGUUGCAUGCGGCACUGGUUGCUCGCGACAAGGCGUCUCCCGAAACGAGCUACAUCAACAAAUGGUGGUUCGACAUGUACGUCCAGGACCGCCAGCCGAUCGUGAUCAACGUCAACCCGCAGAUCAAAAUCAAGGACGACCCUGCCCCCGCGAAGAACGCGCAAAACCAGCGCGCCGCGUCGCUGAUUGCGUCGUCGGUCCGCGUCUUCCGCACGUUGCGCGAUCGCCAACUCGAGCCCGACAUCUUUCACACCAAGCCCAACUAUACCAAGACAUCUGCAUUCAACACGUUCUGCAAGUUCCUUCCCGAGUCCAUCUCGUUCUAUGGCGCGGCGGCGCUCGGCGCGUACCCACUGGACAUGAGCCAGUACAAGAACCUAUUUCACUCGACGCGCAUUCCGCUCGUCGGUCAGGACGAGCUCAAGCUCUUUCCCGACUCAAAGCACGUCGUCGUGCAGCACGGACCAGCAUUUUAUAAGUUUGACGUGUUGAAGGCCGACGGAUCCGCUGUGGCUGACGCCGACAUUCUCGCCUGCAUCAACUCGAUCUUGGCCAAGCCCGUUGGGACGGAGUUGGGGGUCGGCCUCCUCACGACGCUCAACCGCGACGACUGGGCUCGUGCCCGGACGAAGCUAGUUCAGUCGGACAAUGUGAAUGCGUCCAGUCUGCAUGACAUUGACAGCGCACUCUUCGUGGUGACGCUGGAAGACAAGGCGCCGGAGACCGCGGCGGCGAUUUCACGCACGUUCUUGCAUGGCGAUGGGACGAACCACUGGUUCGACAAGAGCUUUCAGUUGAUUGUAGCGCGCAACGGCAAGGCGUCCGUGAACUUCGAGCAUUCUUGGGGCGACGGUGUGGCGGUGCUUCGCUAUUUGAACGAAAUGUACACAGAUAGCAUCCAGCAUGGCGCGCUGGAUGCCGGAGUCGGGGCAGCUGUGCCUCUCCAGUGGAACCUCUCGUCUGAAACGAAGCACACGCUCGAGAACGCCAAGAAGACGUUUGACGCGUGGACGGCGCGGCUGCUGAUCGAAGUGGCCGAGUCCCCCGUGACUCGUCAACUUGCGUCGGACCAUGGGAUAGGCACGGACGGCGUCAUGCAAAUGGCGAUCCAACUGGCGUACUUUCGAUUGCACCAUGCGUUUGUGUCAACGUACGAGAGCGCGAGCACGGCAGCGUUCAAGCACGGGCGCACGGAAACGAUUCGAUCGUGCACGAACGAAGCGGUUGAAUUCUGUCAAACCGUCGAGUCCACGGUCGCGUCGUCAGCUGACAAGGCGGCGGCUCUUCGCAAUGCGGUCAAGAAGCACGGAGAACUGACAAAGAACGGGGUGAUGGGCCAGGGCUUUGAUCGCCACUUGUUUGGGUUGAAGAAGAUCGCGGCAAUCCAAGGCAUGCCGGUGCCAGAACUGUUUGAUCUGCCGUCGCACGCUGUGAUGAACAAGAUCAUUCUGUCGACGAGCACACUGUCGAGCCCGAACCUGGAUGGAGGCAGCUUCGGUCCCGUGAACGAAGACUGCUACGGCAUUGGGUACGGCAUCGAGAACCAGGGGUCGAUCUUCCAGCUCGCGAGUUACCGCAAGGACCUCGCGGACCUCAAGGCCGCCUUGGUCUCGAGUCUCCAUGACAUCGAAGCGAUCUUGCGAGCUGAGAAAAAGUAGCGGGUCGGAAACCUGAACCGUAUAAACUAGUUCAAUCGAAUAUUUUGACCAAUU